CAGGAGCCGGAGGGCAGACGCUAGCACACCGGACGCGGGGACGCCAGAAGCGGCUUGACCAGGAAGUAGGGGUUGCCUGUGGCCGCCCCAGGAGCAAGGACCGGAGCCGGAAUCGCUGUGUGGCUGCAGAUCCCCAGCCCCCAGCUUCUUCCUGGCAUGGAUUUAGGAAUAAAAUUGACUUGAAAUAAUUGAGGCCACUUCACCUUCCCCCACCUGGAGCCAGAUUCCCAGGAUCAUCUCUGAGCCACUUCAGUUGACCUGGCAGUUUUUUAUAUCUCAGAGGUCUUCAGGUUUCCCUAAUUUUUCUUCUUGCCUCAGGAGUCAGCAUUGAUAAUAGUGCUGUGCCGCAGAAGAGUGGAGCCUAAACUCUUUCGUUGCCAGUGCCCUGACACUGGAGUGUGAAGGGCUGAGACAAGAUGAAGACCGUGCUCAUGGUUGCUGAAAAGCCAUCCUUGGCACAGUCAAUUGCCAAAAUCCUCUCCAGAGGGAGCCUGUCCUCACACAAAGGGCUGAAUGGAGCCUGCUCGAUCCAUGAGUACGCUGGGACCUUUGCUGGCCAGCCGGUGCGCUUCAAGAUGACGUCUGUCUGUGGUCACGUGAUGACCCUGGAUUUCCUGGGAAAAUACAACAAGUGGGACAAAGUGGACCCCGCAGAGCUGUUCAGCCAAGCUCCCACGGAAAAGAAAGAAGCUAAUCCCAAGCUGAACAUGGUGAAGUUCCUGCAGGUGGAGGGCAGAGGCUGCGACUAUAUCGUGCUGUGGCUGGACUGCGACAAGGAGGGGGAGAACAUCUGCUUUGAGGUUCUUGAUGCUGUUCUGCCCGUCAUGAACAAGGCUCAUGGCGGCGAGAAGACCGUGUUCCGGGCCAGGUUUAGUUCCAUCACGGACACAGACAUCUGUAAUGCCAUGGCCUGCCUGGGUGAGCCCGACCACAACGAGGCGCUCUCAGUGGAUGCUCGCCAGGAGCUGGACCUGCGCAUCGGCUGUGCAUUCACCAGGUUUCAAACUAAAUAUUUCCAGGGGAAAUACGGUGAUUUAGACAGCUCUCUCAUCUCCUUUGGGCCGUGUCAGACUCCAACCCUGGGAUUCUGCGUGGAGAGACAUGAUAAAAUCCAGUCCUUCAAACCAGAGACCUACUGGGUGCUGCAGGCCAAGGUUAACACUGACAAAGAUAGAUCUCUCCUUUUGGACUGGGACCGAGUAAGAGUGUUCGACCGGGAGAUCGCACAGAUGUUUUUAAACAUGACAAAGCUGAAGAAGGAAGCCCAGGUGGAGGCCACAAGCAAGAAAGAAAAGGCCAAGCAGAGGCCUCUGGCCCUGAACACCGUGGAGAUGUUGCGUGUGGCCAGCUCUUCUCUGGGCAUGGGACCACAGCACGCCAUGCAGACAGCCGAGCGGCUCUACACGCAAGGCUACAUCAGCUACCCACGGACAGAGACCACCCACUACCCUGAGAACUUUGACCUGAAGGGCGCUCUGCGGCAGCAGGCCAACCACCCCUAUUGGGCCGACAUGGUGAAGCGGUUGUUAGCAGAAGGCAUCAACCGCCCACGGAAAGGCCACGAUGCCGGCGACCAUCCCCCCAUCACCCCCAUGAGGUCUGCCACAGAAGCCGAAUUAGGGGGUGAUGCAUGGCGGCUCUAUGAGUACAUCACCAGACACUUCAUCGCCACAGUCAGCCAUGACUGCAAGUACCUGCAGAGCACCAUCUCCUUCAGGAUCGGGCCCGAGCUCUUCACCUGCUCCGGGAAGACCGUCCUCUCACCAGGCUUCACGGAGAUCAUGCCCUGGCAGAGCGUGCCCCUGGAGGAGAGCCUGCCCACCUGCCAGCGGGGCGACACCUUCACUGUGAGUGAGGUAAAGAUGCUGGAGAAGCAGACGAGCCCACCCGACUACCUGACGGAGGCUGAGCUCAUCACGCUCAUGGAGAAGCACGGCAUUGGCACAGAUGCCAGCAUCCCUGUGCAUAUCAACAACAUCUGCCAGCGCCACUAUGUCACUGUGGAGACCGGGCGCCGGCUCAAACCCACCAACCUCGGCAUCGUCCUGGUGCACGGCUACUACAAGAUUGAUGCAGAGCUGGUGCUCCCCACCAUCCGCAGUGCAGUGGAGAAGCAGCUGAACCUGAUCGCCCAGGGCAAGGCCGACUACCGCCAGGUCCUGGGCCACACCCUGGACGUGUUCAAGAGGAAGUUCCACUACUUUGUCGACUCCAUUGCCGGCAUGGAUGAGUUAAUGGAGGUGUCUUUCUCACCCCUGGCGGCCACAGGCAAGCCCCUGUCACACUGCGGGAAGUGCCACCGCUUCAUGAAGUACAUCCAGGCCAAGCCAAGCCGCCUACACUGCUCCCACUGCGACGAGACCUACACACUCCCCCAAAAUGGCACCAUCAAACUCUACAAGGAGCUCCGCUGCCCUCUGGACGACUUUGAGCUGGUCCUGUGGUCGUCAGGCUCCCGGGGCAAGAGCUACCCACUGUGCCCCUACUGCUACAACCACCCACCCUUCCGAGACAUGAAGAAAGGCAUGGGCUGCAGUGAAUGUUCACACCCCUCUUCAGGUCAUGCAAUUCCCAGUCAGCUCAUGAGGCAGGGUGGGUGGCACAGACACCCUCCUGUGUCCCGGUCUCUCUUAAGUUCCGGAGCAGCCCAGGAAAUGAAUGAUGCUUGUCUCGUUUCACAGAGGUUCUCACAGGUAAUCUCACAGUCAUGCAGCCAGGUUCAGGUGUACUCUGUGUUGUACCUCAGUUACAUGUGCCCAGGCAGGUGAAGUCAGGGUCAGCCAGGUGGCACACCAGCGGGUCUCAGGGGCAGCAGUGGUACCCUCAACACUCAGGCCCCCUGCCUCAGCGACCAAAGUCAGGAUUUUAUCGGGUGGAAACGCUCUAUGGUGUCUGUGAGCCCCAUGGUUAGGUGCUGGUGGACGCUUGUCUGUCAGCCUGCUCCUGGGACGGCCAUCAGCACGAUGUGACCCAGAAAUAGAGAGGACGCAGAGCCAUUUGACAGAAGAUCUAAUUUAAAAAAGCAGAUUUUAUGUUACUUUCUUUCACUCUCCUAGUAAUUGCAUUUUAUUAUAUUUCACCAAAGUGUUGGUUGAUGUUGGAACAGAAAUACGGGGAGUGAGAGUUACAGGCUGCAGCAGGGGUGCCACAAGGGGGUAGCAACGCCCCACCCAGCUGAAAACUUGUCCCUCCACAGGCCAGCAGGCAGCAGAGUCACAGUGGAUUUCCUUUCCUUGCCAUUUCCUGUCUGCCAUUUCCUUUCCCUUCUUCCCUUGCCAUUUCCUUUCCUUUUCCUGUUGUUCUAAAUUCAGCAUUACUAGUGCAUGCAUGCAUCGAAGGAAAAGCAAGGAACAAGGUGGGGGAAGAGAGAGAAGGCGAAUACCCAAAGCCGCCAGCAUCAGUCGGCGCUGGUGCUCUCCUCCACGCUUUGGUCCCCUGCCCUCUGCCCUGGCUCCCUGCCCGCGUUGCCUGGGAGUGCAGCCUCGCCUUUGCCUGGGAGACAGCUGUCCACAGUGACAGGAGACCAUUGUUCUCGGCAGAGCCAGUAGGCUUCCGGCCAGUGGCAGCUGCUGCUCCUCAGCUCUGCGGCCCCACCAAGGGGGCGCCGUCACUGCUGCCUGGCCCCACCCGGCCCUGCAGAAGGGUCUCUGUGGGUCCACGGGGGAGACAGCGCCACCUGCCAGUGUGAAGGAGUGCUGCUGCACUCGCAGCAGCCCAGUCCCACGCCCAGGGAUCCUACAGGCCUGGGAGCGUCCCUGUCUGUCAGAGCGCCUUGCGCACAGACCUGCCUAGCGGCCUUGAUCAUGCCCUCCUUGUCACGGGAGUAGAAUGUAGUAAAGUCUUUGGACUUUGAGCCACCCUUACAAAAUUGCAUCGGGGCGGGGAUUGUAUUAUAAGAAUCGCCACCGAAGGGAAGGAAGUGGCUAACUCUGUGGCUGCCAGCCAGCCCUCCUGUUUGCAGCCUCCUGUCACAUAUUUGGGUCCCUGAGCAGUGUAUACCAUACACUAAUAAUUUGAGUGUAGUUUUCAUCUCUGCAACUAGACUGUAAACCCCUUGUAACAGCCCCUGCCCCAAGGUGGGCAAGACAAAUAUUUCUCAGGCACCUGGCUUGUCCCUAGAGCAUCUUCUUGUCUUGUGUAGGAGGCUGCCCUGCAGAGACCGGAAUCAGGGUAGAUCUGCACAGUGCAGUGACUCAGGGCUGAGGGCCUUUAGGGCAUGUCCCAGGUAGGACCCUGGGAUGGCUAUAAUCAGAGCAGAAUCCAGAAGCGAUUCCUGAGGUCGUGGGGCUGCAGCCCUUGGCAUGGGGAGUCUGUGGGCCGGGCAGCACUGCCUCAGCCAUGGCCUUUGCCUGAGCAGAGUCUAGGCUAAGCAAGCCGAUGGAAAUAGCAGCAGCACCAGGGGCAAGACCAUGAGCCGCAGCAGCAGCAGCUGAGUCUCCCCCCAAGCUCAGGCCUGGUAAGCACCAGGAGCCCACAGUUUCCAAAGGGAGUGCGGAGGAGCUCAUGGCAUUUAGGGGCAGUUUUCUGGGCACAGCUGCUCUCAGGGAGAGGAAGAGGAGGCAGUGCUGCGAGUACUGGCUGGACAAGGGGGGAUUUCCUGGUUUGCAGGGGAUCCACUGGCCAAACUUGUAUGGAGCCACCUUCCCUCAGCUGGGCCUGCCCAAAUGAGUUAUCAGGCCCCUCCUGCACCCACAGCCUUGCCAGUCCCCAGUUCUUGCCAAAUGCUUGAAUGGGCCCCUGUCUUGGCCAUGGCAGCAGCAGCUGGCUCUGGAUGCCCCCACCCCUGCCUUGAUGCGUGGAUUCCCACGGACCUUUCUGUGACCUCCUGUGUGCACAGCCUUUGUGUUCAUGUUUCUUCUUCAGUGGCCCCCUCUGGCCUCAGCCCUUCUCCUUUUCUUCCAUAGCCUCCUCCUUUGGGCAGGAACUCUUUCCUUCUCUCAGUUCCCCAUGUCCUUUGGGUAUGGCCUGUGACACUCAGCUUCUGCCCUGUUUUCAGUUGCUUGGCCUUGAACUCCUGCCCUCAGGUGACUGGCCCUGACUCACUGUGCUUGGCAAAUGCACCUGAGCUGGCAGGAGUUCCAGGAGGGUUUGUGCAUUGAAGCGAUGUGAGUCUCUGAAGGCAGAGCCUCCAUAGUCUCCUUUGGGCCUGUUACUGGUUGAUCUUUUCUUAAGAAGCCACGCUUAGGUAGGAUUUGGUUGUUUUUCCUUUUAAAAUGAGUAUUGUAGCUUGUAUUAUUUUUUGCUACGUAACAAAUUGCCACAAAUGUAGUGGCUUAAAACAGCAGACGUUUAUUCUUCCAGUUUCUGUGGGUCUGAAAUGUGGGAGCAGCUUAGCUGGUUGUCAGCGGGUUGUGAUCACAUGGAUGCCAGCUGGACUGGAGGGUCCGCCUCCAAGGUGAUUCUGACACACGGCCAUUGGCAGGAGGCCUCGCUGCUUGUGCAUCCUCACAGCUCAGAUCGAGCGAUAACAGGGAAGGAGGAAGAGGGCUCUACAUAUAGGCAGAAGGCACAGAUCCUCUGAGUUUAUAGCAUCUGAAGUACGCACGGUCACUGCCACUCUUCAUCAGAAGCAGUCAAGUCCCACACUCAGCAGCAGGAAGUGAGCUCCACCUCGCAAAAGGGGAAGUCAGAGAAUUUGUGGACAUCCUUUAAAGCCAUGACCACACAAGACUAACACUUGUAAUGGAAAAUUGGGAAAGUAUUAAGAAAGUGUACUUCUGGAAAAGCUGCCCAUGGAACUGCCACCUGCAGCCCCACUCUGACACCUUGGUUGUGUGCUGUUCCUGCCUUUAUUUUCUGGCUUUGGUGGUUUUUCAUGGACUUGUGGUUAAACUGCAUAUGUAAUUUUCCUCCUUUUUUCACUUAAUGUCAUGACAUAAGCGAUUUACGUGCUCAUAAACUCUAUAAAAAUCAAUUUUUAGUUUUCUAUUUUAAGAGACCACGUCUCCGUCUGUC
Messenger RNA from Cebus imitator (Panamanian white-faced capuchin), 5955 nucleotides. It is a transcript of the gene TOP3B, whose product is annotated as DNA topoisomerase III beta. The coding region runs from base 417 to 2768 and encodes 783 amino acids. The record is from RefSeq and is a predicted model, not a curated record. The transcript has 22 exons. Lineage: Eukaryota; Metazoa; Chordata; Mammalia; Primates; Cebidae. Gene Ontology annotation, cellular component: nucleus. Gene Ontology annotation, molecular function: DNA binding; DNA topoisomerase type I (single strand cut, ATP-independent) activity. Gene Ontology annotation, biological process: DNA topological change.